This is a messenger RNA of Candoia aspera, 1568 nucleotides long. RefSeq names its product lysophosphatidic acid receptor 2 (gene LPAR2). The coding region runs from base 127 to 1161 and encodes 344 amino acids. The transcript is spliced from 4 exons. The record is from RefSeq and is a predicted model, not a curated record. Gene Ontology annotation, molecular function: lysophosphatidic acid receptor activity. Gene Ontology annotation, cellular component: cytoplasm; plasma membrane. Gene Ontology annotation, biological process: regulation of metabolic process; adenylate cyclase-activating G protein-coupled receptor signaling pathway. Lineage: Eukaryota; Metazoa; Chordata; Lepidosauria; Squamata; Candoiidae.
GAGGUGCGCUCCUGUUCUCAGGUCACCUGCAAUGUUGCUGUUUUCAUCCUGACAAAUAAGAAGUAUAUAACUUAUGUAAACAACAACCAGUCUCAGACAGAGCAGAGAAUUUGACUGUUUGAAAAGAUGACCGUGUGCCAUUAUAAUAAGACAAUUGAGUUCUUCUAUAACAACAGUGGGAAGGAGCUAUUCCAUGAAUGGAGGCCCAAGGAUAUCUUGGUGGUUGCCCUUGGCUUGACAGUCAGCAUCAUUGUACUGCUCACCAACUUGCUGGUCAUCACGGCCAUUGUUAUCAACAAGCGAUUCCACUACCCUAUCUAUUAUCUGUUGGGGAAUCUGGCUGCAGCUGAUCUUUUUGCUGGGAUUGCAUACAUGUUCCUGAUGUUCCACACUGGGCCAAGGACAGCUAAGCUCUCUCUCAAGACUUGGUUUAUCAGGCAGAGCCUCUUGGACACCAGCCUGACUGCCUCAGUAGUCAACCUUUUGGCCAUUGCAGUAGAGCGUCACCAGACGGUUUUCACCAUGCAGCUCCAUAGCAAGAUGUCCAACCAGAGGGUAAUUAUUCUCAUUGGCUGCAUCUGGAUAACGGCCCUGCUUCUGGGUCUCAUCCCUUCAUAUGGCUGGCACUGCCUGUGUCAGCUGGAUGAUUGCUCUACGAUGGCUCCUCUCUACAGUCGCAGAUAUUUGACCUUCUGGGCACUCUCCAAUCUUUUUAUCUUCCUCAUUAUGGUGGUUGUCUACACUCAUAUUUUCAUCUACGUCAAGAGGAAGAUGGCUCGGAUGUCUAAGCAUACUACAUUCCACCCACGCUACAAGGAAACUAUGAUCAACCUCAUCAAGACAGUCAUCAUUAUCCUCAGUGCCUUUGUGAUUUGCUGGACGCCAGGACAGGUGGUUCUUCUGCUGGAUGGCCUUGGCUGCAAGAGCUGCAACGUGUUGGCAGUGGAGAAAUACUUCCUGUUACUGGCUGAGAUCAAUUCACUCAUCAAUGCCAUUGUCUACUCCUACCGGGACAAUGAGAUGCGUAGCACCUUCCGGAAGAUCCUUUGCUUCGCCUGCCACAGGAUGCCAAAGUACUCGCCUGCCUCAAGCAAAUCCAGCACCAUAGAGCAUCGGAUCCUGUCUCAGAAUGGGCAUCCAGUGAUGGACUCCACGCUUUAACUCCACGGUUUCAGGUUGCUCUCUGCUGAUUGUCCCAAGCCGUUGCUUUUGAUCUGUGGGUGGCCCUUUUGUGCAGAACUGGUAACCAGGGCCUACAGUGGCUGCAGCAGGACUGGACAGUUUUGUAUCUGUGGACUGCUUGGGGAUAGAGGGCUGCAAUCUUGAUCUAUAGCUCCAUGCCGCAAUGGUGCGUGACCUACUAGCAGAAGCUGUUGUACUGAGACUCUUGUUGAAUCAUCUCCGGAAUACAGUGACUAUCAGUCAACUGAGCUAUGGAAUUAGUGCAUUUGGCCUGUUACAGACUUGAGAGACACGUUAAACACUCUGCUGCAUUGAGAACCAGUUCAGAAGUGGUUUGCACCACAGCUUCUUAAAGGCUUUUUUUCCCCUCCUUCCACAGACUAACA